Messenger RNA from Molossus molossus (Pallas's mastiff bat), 1482 nucleotides. It is a transcript of the gene FAAP24, whose product is annotated as FA core complex associated protein 24. Gene Ontology annotation, molecular function: chromatin binding. NCBI's taxonomy places the organism in Eukaryota, Metazoa, Chordata, Mammalia, Chiroptera, Molossidae. The transcript is spliced from 4 exons. Gene Ontology annotation, biological process: interstrand cross-link repair. Bases 242 to 889 code for a protein of 215 amino acids. The record is from RefSeq and is a predicted model, not a curated record. Gene Ontology annotation, cellular component: Fanconi anaemia nuclear complex.
CUGGACUGCGGAGCCUCGGCGCGGUCUGAGCUGGGGUAUCGGGGGUCAGGCUGGUGAUGAAAGGGAGGGUCGGGGCUACCAGGACAGGAAUCGCCUGGCUUUUAGACUUUGGCAAAUAAUUGGAGAGCACUGAAGACCGAUUCCUGCCAAGAGGCUCCGGCUUCGAGUGGCAUGUGGGGCCGCGUUCAGGACAGCCUGCUCAAGUGCCGUCUUGCAUUUCCCUCUUUGCAUCCAGGCCGCCAUGGAAAGGAACCUUCCUGACGGCACAGGCCCCGUGCACGUGCCUUUUGGGCACGUUGUUGCCAAUGAAAAAUGGCGUGGGUCGCAGCUGGCACAGGGAAUGCAAGGGAAAAUUAAACUUGUUUUUGAGGAUGGCCUGGCACCGGUAGAUUUUUACUUGUCUGCCAGAUCCUGCAUUCUUUAUAUCACAGAAGCCGAUCUGGUGGCAGGAAAUAGCUACCGAAAGAGGCUUGUUCGCGUUAGAAAUUCCGGUAAUCUUCAAGGAAUUGUAGUAGUUGAAAAAACGCGGAUGACUGAACAGUACUUCGGCUCCAUACAGAAGUUUACUGUGCUGGACCUUGGGAUGGUGUUGCUUCCAGUGGCCAGCCAGAUGGAAGCGUCCUGCCUCAUUAUCCAGUUGGUUCAAGAGCAAAUCAAAGAGCCCAAUAAGAACCCUUUUCUCAGGAAGAAACAGGCUCUGAUCUCUGAGCCGUCCCUACUUCGAACAGUGCAACAGAUCCCGGGAGUUGGGAAAGUUAAAGCUCCUCUUCUGCUUCAGAAGUUCCCAAGUAUCCAGCAACUAAGUAACGCUUCCAUCCAAGAACUGGAGCAGGUCGUUGGACCAGCAGUAGCGCAGCAAAUUUAUGCGUUUUUCACACGGUCCAGGUGACAGGAUCUUAUUCUCUUUUUAUAUUUAAAAAUCGAGAAAAAUGAUUUCCUCGCAGAGAAAGACAAGGUGAGGCCUGAGUGGAACCUGCCAGUUAUCCUGCACUGCUCUCUGGGUGCAGGCACUGAAGUUAGUGGGCCGCGAUGGUGCUGCCCUGAUUCUGCUGCCAUGAAGAGGGCCAGUGGGGAGGUCUUCCUAAGAAUGUCACUUGAAUUAGGGACUCAGAUUUAUCAAAAAGCCAUCUUGAACAGAUGUGAAUGUGUGACCUUGACGUGCAUCUAUCAUGGAAAGGUCUCAUCAAGUUUCAGGGGGUGGGUAUGACCGUCUAAAGGAAACAAACCUACAAUGAAGCACUGUGUACCAUAAGCCCCUUGUUCCUGGUGGCAGCAGGCCUGUUCUGCAGGCCUGAUCUUAAUGUACCUGUGCUUUGAGGGCUGCUGCCAGUGUAAAUAAACAAUUGUACAGCCUUUGUGCUUCCUCCAUCCCUCACUUCCUCCACGGUGGCUGCACUUUGUUUAUAAUCACUAGGCACCUCUGAACACAGAAAGCCUGGAGUGCAGAGUACCCACUUACAGGAUAAAAAGCCCAUGUGUAAG